Messenger RNA from Mytilus californianus (California mussel), 4586 nucleotides. RefSeq names its product dnaJ homolog subfamily C member 3-like. Gene Ontology annotation, biological process: protein folding in endoplasmic reticulum. The record is from RefSeq and is a predicted model, not a curated record. NCBI's taxonomy places the organism in Eukaryota, Metazoa, Mollusca, Bivalvia, Mytilida, Mytilidae. The transcript is spliced from 11 exons. Gene Ontology annotation, cellular component: endoplasmic reticulum. Bases 109 to 1608 code for a protein of 499 amino acids. Gene Ontology annotation, molecular function: misfolded protein binding; protein-folding chaperone binding.
AGUAAAUGCUUUAACCAAUCCAGGGACAACACGAAAGACAACACGAAAGUGUUAAAUUUUGUACUCAGCAUCAAUUCGAGAAAUGCGUGUCCUGUUAAGUUGACAGAAAUGAUGGACUACAAAAAAUUGUGGAGUUCGACUAAUUGGGAGAAAUCUUUUGUUUUGUUUCUUCUGAGUCUUGACAUUUGUUUAAUUGGUGUAUAUAGUGCAAACAAAGAUGUAGAAGAACAUUUAGCAAUGGGAAAAAAACUGUUAGCAGCAGGACAGUUAGCAGAAGCAUUGUCUCACUAUCAUGCUGCUGUUGAUGGAGAUAGAAAGAACUACUUAACCUACUUCAGAAGAGCUACUGUAUAUUUAGCUUUAGGGAAAUCCAAAUCUGCACUUCCUGAUCUGGACAAAGUGAUGGAACUUAAACCUGAUUUUACAGCUGCAAGACUGCAGCGUGGUAAUGUUUUACUGAAACAAGGCAAGCUUCAAGAAGCUAAACAGGAUUAUGAAACAGUUCUGAAGAAAGAGCCAACAAAUGAAGAAGCUCAACAACAGUUACAGUUAUUAUCCCCUAUACACAGUGAUAUAUUAACUGCUAAAGAUUUUUAUGCAAACAAACAGUAUGAUGCUGCUAUAGAUAUACUGGGUAGAGUAGUAGAUAUAUGUCCCUGGGAUGCUGAACUAAGAGAAAUAAGAUCUGAUUGUUAUUUAGCCAUAGGAGAUAAUUUCAAAGCUAUUAGUGACAUUCGCUCAACAACGAAACUUAUUAGUGAUAACACCAAUGCAUAUUUAAAAUUAAGUCAAAUACAUUAUACAAUGGGAGAUGCUGAAGAUUCACUUGUACAAAUCAGAGAAUGUUUAAAAUUAGAUCAGGAGCAUAAAGAAUGUAAAAAACAUUAUACAAAAGUGAAGAAACUUGUAAAACAGUUAAAUUCAGCACAGGAAUUUAAAAAUGAUAAAAAAUAUCAAGAAUGUGUAGAUAAAGCCAAACAAAUAUUGGUGACAGAGCCAAAUGAACCAGAAUAUUUAAUAAAAGCCUAUUCAUAUUUAUGUCAUUGUAAUCAUAGGGCAGGACAUAUAAAAGAAGGUUUUAAAGACUGUGAUACAGUAUUGAAAAUAGAUCCAGAAAAUGUUGAUGCUGUCAUAGAUAAAGCCGAAACCCAUAUAAGUAAUGAAGAAUAUGAUGAAGCAAUUAGAUUAUUCCAAGAUGCUCAAAAUAAAGAUCAAGAGUCCAGACGAAUACGAGAUGGAAUGAAUAGAGCUCAAAAAUUAAAAAAACAGUCUCAACGGAGAGACUAUUAUAAAAUUUUAGGUGUUAAAAGAACUGCAUCUAAAAAGCAGAUAUUAAAAGCAUAUAAAAAAUUAGCCAUGAAAUGGCAUCCUGAUAAGUAUGAAGGAGAUGACAAAAAAAUGGCAGAGAAAAAAUUUAUAGAUAUAGCUUCAGCUAAAGAAGUUUUAACAGAUCCAGAUAAAAGAAAUCAAUUUGACAAUGGAGAAGAUCCCUUAGAUCCAGAGAGCCAGCAGGGACAGGGAUUUAAUCCAUUUGGACAAGGUUUCAAUCCAUUUGGCAGUGGUGGUGGCGGCGGUGGCCAAGGAUUUAAUUUCAAAUUCCAUUUUUAAUGACAAAUAAUACUUAGUUUUAUAUACAAAUUUAUUUUUGUUAAAAGUGCUGUGAAAAUGAAAUUUAGUAUGAUUGUUCAGAUAUAGAUAAAAAUAAGCCUUAUGUCAAUUGCAUGUUCUUAUUGGAAGAGUAUUCUGACUUUAUUGUAGCAUAAGAUUUAUAUUUAUUUGUCACAGCCUGCUUGUUAUGAGAGAAUUUAUAGUGUAUGACAGGAAUGUUUAAUAUUGCUGAUAGAAAUGAAAGUGUGUGCAAGUUUUAUCAGACAUUUUGAAUUCUGUGUGGAGUAAUGUGCAUUCACAUUAUGCAAUCUCAAUAAUCCUAGUGCCCGUAUGUUAAUGGACUUAUAUGUGAACUGUGCUAUUGAAGUCAAGUGCCUUUCAACAUAAAGGAAUGUUAGUAUAUAUUUAUCUGUUAACUCCAUGUCAAAAAUGAAGCCUGACAUUAAUAAUUGAUUCAACUUUGUAAGUUCUUUGCUGUGCAAAAUCAUAUUCUUAAUUUUUGUCCCAUUAUUUAUGAAAUCCAAAAUUGUCAAUGUAACAAAAAAAGUUAGAAAUUUUACACAUGUUUUAAAUGUGCUUUUUAAAAUUAAUCAGUUUCUCAGAUUAAUUUUCUUGCAAUUCCCAUUUCUGUUGUUCACCAUCUGUAGUCAACCAUGUAUGAGAGAUAAUUAGGUAUAUAGGGAAAUUUAAUUGACCCCCUCUUGGUUUAUUACCAACAAGUAUGGGAAAUUAAAAUUGACUCGCCUCUAGUUAUAUAAAAAGAAGGUAAGAAACAAAUGUUGUUAUGGAGGACAUUAUAGGAUAAAAACUUCUGAAUAUUCAUUUGUAAAAAUUUUAAUAUGUUGUUCUUUGCCUAUAUGGUAAAAUCUAUACAUUGUAUAUAAUGCUUUAGGAUCUUUUAAGGUUAGUGCUAUUUCUAUAGUAUAUCAUGUGCUGUUCCUUAUAAAAUAAGGAGAAGAAAUAUGUUUGUUUCAUAUUUUGCUGUAUCCACUUUUCUUUUAUUGUUAUUUUCUUAUCCCACCUUUUGUUUAUCAAAGUGUUUUUUUUCUUUUGCAAAUGCUUAAUGUAUGCUAUAAAACUUUUAUACCUUAUCAUAUCUAAUUCAACUAACAUUGACAGUUAAUUUUUAUUUAUUCUAACUUAUGUCUUGAAAUGGAAGGGAUAGACAGAAAUGUUUACUUUAAAAAUAUUAAGAAAUGAUGAUAAUUGAGAAAUAUAACAUUGUUUCUUUAUUGAUGAACAUUUAAUGAUGUUUUCAAAAAGUGAUUGAGAAAAGGAAAUAUAUAAAGAAACAGUCCAUGUUUUUAUACGACCGCAAAAAUUUUUUUGGGAUCGUAUAAUGGUAUGAUGUCGUCGUCUUCUGCGUCGUCGUCCGAAGACACAUUGGUUUCGGGACAAUAACUUUAGUUUAAGUGAAUGGAUCUCUAUGAAAUUUUUUAAGAAGGUUUAAUACCACAAAAGGAAGGUUGGGAUUGAUUUUGGGGAUGAUGGUCCCAACCGUUUAGGAAUUAGGGGCCCAAAAAGGGGCCCAAAACAAGCAUUUUUCUAGUUUCAGGAUAAUAACUUGUGUAUAAGUAUUUCGAUUGCUCUGAAAUUGUUCCACAAUGUUUAAUACCACAAGUAGAAGGUUGGGAUUCAUUUUAGGGGUUAUGGAGGCCAACAGUUUAGGAAUUAAGGGCCAAAAAGGGGCCAAAAACAAGCAUUUUUCUAGUUACCAAACAAUAACUUGUGUGUAAGUGUAUGGAUCUCUCUGACAUUGUACCACAAGGUUCCAUGUAACAAAGGGAAGGCUGGGAUUGAGUUUGGGGUUAAUUGCCCCAAACAUGUAGGAAUUGGGGGCCAAAAACAAGCAUUUUUCUAUUUUCCAGACAAUAACGUGUGUAAGUGUAUGGAUCUUUCUGAAAUUGUACUACAUGGUUCCAUACUACAAAGGAAAUGCUGGGAUUGAGUUUUGGGGUUAUUGCUCCAAGGGGGGUUUCAAAAAGUUGGGGGGGGUGGGGGAAUUUUUUCCCCAAUUUUUUUAAGGGAUUCAUAUUUUUUUUUCAAAAUUUUUAAAAUUUCGAAUUUUUGAAAAGUUUCAAGAAGAAAUCUUCAAUUGCACAGUAUUGCACAAUGGAUUUAUAAGAUCUUUGACCACAAUUUUUUUGAUUCAUAAACCUAUAUUAUGUCAAAAAUUUGAUCACAAUCCAAAUUCAGACAGUAUCAAGCUUGAAUAUUGUGUCCAAAUUUGCCCCAACUGUUCAGGGUUCGACCUCUGCGGUCGUAUCAGGCUGCGCUCAGCGAAGCAUUUUAAUUUCUUUGUUUUACAUCAUUAACCAAUCGCUUGUUAAAUAAAUGUUCUUUUAUCUUAUCAGUUUAUUUGCAUAAAGAACUGUUUAUAAACUUUUAUUAGAUACUGCUCAGGUUAAACAGCUUGAUUCAAGUGAUUUUAUCUCAGAUUUACUUGAAAUCUAUCAGAGUAAUUUAGGUUUUUUUAAAACAGGUCUUGAUAAUAUUUAAUUGAAUUCACCAUUUGCCAAAAAAUUGGUUUAUGGAAUAUUGGAGCCAUGUUUACCAAAUUUAUGUUGAAAAUGUCAAAUCACUGAUCAAGGUUCAACUGUUAGUAGUUUUACAUCCAUUAAGUCUUGUAAAAAAGGUUAAUUAAAAUCUGCCUACACAAAAUAUCUUCUGAUAUUCAAGGUAUUGAACAUUGUAUGUAUUCUUCAUUUGUAACAAAUGUGGAUGUCUAAAUUUCCAAUCUUUCUGCUCUUGUGUGAUAUUAAAUUUGGCAGGGAUUUUUUUGUACACUCACACAUAAAGAGAAUUAAUGUAUGAAUGAGUGAGCUUGUUUACACAUAUGUCAUUACUUACUGUGGUCAAAGUAUCCAAUUGUUGAAGUAUGAAUUUGUGUCUGUUAUGUUGUUUGCUGCACAAUGUCAUGGCAGUUUGAUAAAUUGUUUAUUUAUAAAGAAAAAAACAAAACCAGAUUUUUUUAAGAA